UCACCUAUUAGUAAGUAUGAAAAAACAUGAAACUUAAGAAGAAAUUUUCUAUCUUAUAUAGAGUCUAAUACGUAUUCAACUAUUGAAGAAUUUACUUCAUUAACAUCUCUAUUUGAUCUAUUUGAUGAUUUAUCUAAUGCUGGCUCAUGUAUUCGUUUGAUUUUUACUGAUUGUUUAUUCAAUAUGGAAUUAUAUGAAAAAUUCAAUGCCCAAUCAUCAAUUGAUGAUCUUUCAAAUAUCUCAUAUGAUGUUUAUUUACAGCAAUUAAACGAAAUACCUAGUCUGCUUAUGCCAAUAUCCCUACGCAAGGAUAAUUCAUCAGUUUAUUUCCAUAUUAAAAAAGCGACAUGUCUUCUUGAUGAAAUACUUUUUUGGUUGGUUAAAUAUCAAAUUCCUGAACGAUUAUUAAAAUUUUUACUCAUAUUAUUAACUGAUUUGAACUUUAAAAGUUUAUGUAUUCGAUCAUUUCUUAAUAUCUAUGGUAUGGUAAUUGAUCGAUUAAUCCAUUGUCGAAAUUCUCGUGAAAGAAUGAAUAGUUCUCAAUAUGUACAUAUUAGUGUACAAUUAUUUUCUAAUAUCGAUAUAACAGUUCAAGCUAUAAAAGAUUAUCAUUUGAUAGAACUAAUACUUUCAUCUCUAUAUUCAAUAUUUUCUAAUAUACAAAUCAAUUGUCAAUUACAAAAAUCAAAAGAAAAUUAUCAUUUAGUAAUAUAUGAAAUUGAUUUUUCAAAAAACAUGCAUUAUUGGCCCAUUAUUUCGGAUUUUAUUAAUAUAUUAUCACAUGAAUAUGCGAGUAGAGAAUUCUUAUUAGAGAAAAGAUUUUUUAUAACUUGGAUUAAAAUGAUUAGUUGGUUUCAAGGUAUGAAUGUUAAUCAGCAUGAAAUUGAAUCAGAAAUCUUAUUACAAUCAAAUACAAAUUAUCUAUUUGCUUUUACAAUGGAAACUGAAUGUUGUGCUAUGGUUUUAUGGACAAUUAUUACUCAUAUUAUGAAACCAGAUUUUCUGGAUAUUACUAUGAAAGCAAUUAAUUAUCUAUUUCUUGAAGUUAAACAAUGGUUUUCAUCAAUUGGAUUUGAACAAUAUAAAGAUAUUAUGAAAAAUCAAGUAACAUUUCAUAUACCUUUACAUCGUUAUAUAUCUAUUUUAACUUAUGUUUCACUUAAUUAUCAAAAUGGUGAAUUAAGAACUUUAUUUCCAAUUGAAAAUGAAAUAUUUUUACUUAAUCUUGCUAUAUUUCCAUUACGAAUUCAAGUUGUUAAAUAUGAAAUUCUAACAAAUAUACUAUGGUCAUAUCAUAACUAUGAAAUGCAAAUACAAUCUGAUAUAUAUUCUAGUACUCGUGGAAAUAUCUGUUCAUAUAUGAAUGAUGCAGAUAUUUUUCUAUUACAAUUGAUAUCGACUUUAGUGAAUGUUAAUACAUUCAUGAAAAUGUUUUUUAAAAGUUUUUAUGUACAUGAAUGGCUUGUUCAAAAUACAGCAAAUAAUCUAAUUUUUGAAAAAUCAAGUUAUGUAACUCUACUUGAAGGUAGUCUGAUAGUUUUAGCUACUAUCGUUGCAUUUUCACCACAUCUUGCAUUAGAUGAUUUUGAACGUCGUCGAGCUGAAAUAAUUAAUGCAUUAGCAAUACAAGAUUGUCAUUAUUCUUAUUUAGAUGAACAUAUAGGUGAACCAAAAGGUUUUGCUAUAUCUAAACAUGACAUACAAUCAAUUGUCGACGAUAUUGCUGAAUAUAUAUCACCAACAAUUGAUAUAACAAAUCAACCAAAACAAGGACGAUAUAAAUUAAAAGAUUUUUUAUGGGAAGACGAAUUUGAUCCAUUACAUGUUCUAUCAAGAAUAAAUCGAAGAGAUUUAUUUGAAACAACAAUGCAACGAUAUACUAAAUGGGUAAUAUCAAUGAAUAAAUUUUCAUAUGAGAAAAAUCUUUGGCCACCAUAUCGAUUGUAUAAACCAAAAGAUCAAUUUCAAACAAAUCUAAGAUGUAUUCUUCAAAGUCGAUAUUUACAUGGAGUUUUCUUUUCUAUUUGUCAUUGGAUGUUGAAUGAAACAAUUAUUCAUGAAAGUAUUUUAUCAUUGUUAGUUUAUCUAUGUGAAUUAGCUAUUGAUGAUCAAAUUCGUCGAUUGAAAUAUGGUGAAUUUCUUAAUGGUUAUGCUCCAUCAACUAUUGAACCACCUCAAUGUCAGAAUAAUUCAGAAAUUGAUCAGUCAAUUUCAUUAGAAACACUGACAUCGUUAGAAGAUGAAAAUAUUGAUGAAUAUCAACAACAAGAACAACCAAUUGAAAUGUCUGAAACAGAAUCAAAUUCAUUUAGAGUUAAUAUUGAUGAAGAUGAUAAGAAUGUUCAUACAAUCAAUAUAAAAGAACCAUCAAAUCUAAUUCAUGUAUCAAAUAGUAAUUCAAAAAUAAAUUCAUGUCGAAAAAAUGAUAAACGAGAAUAUUUAAAUGAAAUUGAACAAUGUUAUAGUCGUUGUGCAACCAAAUUUAAUCAAAUUUCUGAAUAUGAACAACAAAUUCAAAAACAAUGGGAUGAACUUAUUAAGACAAAAGAUUCAUCUUUACAUAAUCAAAUAUCUCAUUCAAUACCAUUUUAUGAUCUUGAAAAUCAAUUUAUUAGAUCAGAUUCUUUAAUAUCACAACAUUGUCAAAAUAAUUACGAUAAAGAAGAACAAGAGAAUACUCAUCCACGAAUAGAAAACAAAAAAGAGAAAACAGAAGGAAUUAUCGAUGGAAAAUAUGAGACAUUUUAUGAACAAGAUAAUUUACUUAUAAAUGCUCAUACUAUCAUUGAAAAAAUUUCUUUUGAACAAGUUAUACUUGAUAUUGAAAAUGACACCAUUAAAUCUAUAUUCAAAGAAGAAUCAAAUAAAGAAAAAAGUUGUACAAAUAUUCAACUUGAUCAACCAUCAAUAAACUUUAGUACAGUUUCAAUACAAACAAAUUCUAAAUAUAUAACUGAAACGAAAUAUAUCAAUAUGUCUUUAAUACAAAUGCUUGUUCAUCUGCUAUCUAAAAUAGUAUUAAAUAUAAAUGAUAUGAAUAAUAAUAAAACUUCAUUGAGUCAUUUACUUGAUAAAGCUCGUAUGAAAAAAGGAUCUGAAAGUAUUGGUAAUGGUACUGUUUAUCUUGCUCGUCUUCUGGUUAAACUUGAACGAUUAUGUGAUGAAUGUAAAAUACAAAUAAGUGAAACAGUUAAUCAAUUAGAUCACAAUCAAACAAAUAAUAAUAUAGAUAGUAUUAACAAAAAAACUAAGGCUAAAGCAAUGCAACAAAAGAUAUUUGAAGAUAUAGCUAAAAAACAACGAAAACUUUUAACAGCAUCAAAUGAUGAACAUCAAGAAGAAAUUCUAACAAGUGAUGAUAAAGACAAUAACGUCGAAUGUUGUAUUUGUCAAAGUAAAGAUGAUCAAAAUUUACUUGGACUAGUUGUAAGACUAAUUGACACUGGCGUUCUUGGAAUUCGAGAAGUCAGCAAUAUUUCGGAUAGUUAUCUGCCAUUAUCUAUUGAUAACUCUAAUAACGUUGAAUCUUCGUUAAAAGAUCUUUUAACUUGCUGUCAUUUCUCUAAUAAACCAAGUGAUAAACAGCAAUCAUUUGCAAUCGAAAAAUCUGGAACUAUUUAUCAGAAAUAUAAACAUAAAAAUGACUUAACAUGUGCUCAAUUUUAUGAAGAUAAAAUACAUGCUAUGCUUCAAAUUUUUUCAGAAGAAAGUGUGUUAAAAUCUAUUACAAUCAGUUGGAGAACCGGUGUAAUUAUUAAUUCUUGUGGUCAUUCAAUACAUUUAUCAUGUUAUGAACAAUAUUUAAAAUCUCAUAUUAAAAAAAUCAAUUCAAAAAUCGAUCUAUAUAAUGAAUUUAAAUGUCCAAUGUGUCGUCAAAUAUCAAAUGCACUUAUUUAUACUCCAAUAAUUAGUAAACAAAAUGAAUUAAAUGAAAAUUUAAUUGAUUCAAUUACUAAUCUCAUUGAAAAAAAUGUUAAACCUUGUAUUUCUCCUUCAAUAGCUGAAUGGUUAAUAAAUUUUAUCCAAAAAAUGUAUAUGAUGACUAAUAAAAACCAACGAACAAUUGAUAAACAUAAGAAAGAACUAAAUAAUGAUAUUAUUGAAUUAUUUAUUGUUUCCAUACUUAGAUUUAAUCUAGAGAAUGAUUUACUCAUUCGAGAUACAGAACAUAUUGAUACGACAAUAAUCAAUCGAAAAUCAUGCUUUCGUGAAUUGUUCUAUAUCUGUAGUUUACAAUAUCCAUAUCUAUUGAAUGAUUCACAUAUUUCACUUUGGCGUCGAAUUACUGGUCUAAUGGAUAUGAAGUUAGAAAAUGAUGAUCAUGACACAACAACAAUUAUUUAUAAGCGAACUGUUCCAUUGUUACUCUCCGAUCCAGUUGCUUUACUUCUUCGAAUCAUGCUUAGUUUAUCUUAUUCAAUUACAAAAGAAUUUUACCGAAUCAUUGUACAAGCUAUAUUAAAUCUUGCUUAUAUUCAAGCAUUAUUUACCAUUGUUAGUGAAAUGAAUACAAUCGAACAAGAAAUAUGGAAUAAUAUUCAAACGAAUAAAUCUGAACAUAAUAUGGUGAAAUAUCUUCGUAUUAUAUCGUUUAAAUUAUUGCAAGCUAAUUUUAACUCAAACACUGAUGACUCAAAAGUUUGGUCUCUAGAAUCAAUUAAUGCAUCAAUUCAUGAACGAUGUGGAAAUUUCAUCAAAGUAGCUGCUCUUAUACAACAUCAUCUUUAUCAACCGAUAACAUGGUGGUUUCCGGGUCGCCAAUUUCAAUUUGACGUUUUAUGGAAAAACUUGAUUCGAGAAUUACAAUUGUACGAUGUUGGUGAACCAUAUUGGUUUUGUAAUGAUUCAUUAUCACUUAUUGUUAAUUGGUUAGAUGAAGUAUUUCUAAUAGAUAAACAACAUUCAAUAUUUGUUCGUCAUAUUGCUCGUGCAAUACCUUUGUUUGAUCCACCACGUUUUAUUGAUUUACCUGGAUGUUAUUCAGAUUUAUUUCAAUCAUGUAAUCGUCUUCAUUGUUCUUAUUGUCGAACAUUAAUUACUGAACCUAUUUUAUGUUUAAUCUGUGGAAUUGUUUAUUCACACGAAGGUUCUGAAACAAAAUGUUGUAAUCAACAAACACAUUCUAUCAAUGAGCAUUUAAUUUCAUGUAAUAAUGGUUUACAUAUAUCAAUAAAUAUUAAUUCUACAAAAACAUUAAUUCAACGAAAACAACGUUAUACUUAUUGGGCAUCACUUUAUCUUGAUAAACAUGGUGAAGAAGACAGUAAUCUUAGGUUAUUUUU
Rotaria sordida is the source of this 5282-nucleotide messenger RNA. NCBI's taxonomy places the organism in Eukaryota, Metazoa, Rotifera, Eurotatoria, Philodinida, Philodinidae. The record is from the annotation of a GenBank genome assembly.